This is a messenger RNA of Puccinia graminis f. sp. tritici CRL 75-36-700-3, 1870 nucleotides long. RefSeq lists its product as uncharacterized. Gene Ontology annotation, biological process: 7-methylguanosine mRNA capping. The transcript has 8 exons. Gene Ontology annotation, molecular function: mRNA 5'-cap (guanine-N7-)-methyltransferase activity. The record is from RefSeq and is a predicted model, not a curated record. Gene Ontology annotation, cellular component: nucleus. Lineage: Eukaryota; Fungi; Basidiomycota; Pucciniomycetes; Pucciniales; Pucciniaceae. The coding region runs from base 77 to 1561 and encodes 494 amino acids.
GGUCAUUCACGACCACCUGCUCGUUUUCAAGGCCGACUCAAUUCUCGCGGGAGGCGUUUGCUGGAUACAUACAUACAUGGACAGAAUCGCUUACCACCCGAUUCGAGUUUCUCCCCACGCCUCACUGUUUUUGCCUUUGUCAGAGCAAGAACUGAAAAUUUAUCAGACUGAAUGUGUCAACACGCUCAGGGUCCCCUCAGGCUCUGACCCGAAUCUCAGCCGGAGUCAGCCGCCUGACUCUCAUAUAAAUACCAAUGACAAAGAGUCUGCUAUCCAGCCCUCUCCUCAGCUCGAGCAAGACAUCGGAUCACCUGUAGGCUAUACAACUCCAUCGCCAUUGUCAAUACCAAUUUCCUCCUUUCCAGCUGCACAGUACCCCCACGAGUCAUAUCCACCUCAGACCUCUUCAACAAACAAGCGGUCACUCCAAAGUCCCACUGAAUACAACCAGUCUGGUGCCGCUUCCUCAAGCAUGCCACAUUUUCCGAAACGCACUCGUCAUAAUCAUUCACCACAUCAUUCACUUAAUAAUGAUUCACACAAUUCAAUCAGUGAGACAGUGGCCCAACAUUAUAAUAUGAGGCCUAAUUUGACCAAAGGAGCACGAACGGAGUCGCCGAUCUUUGGGCUUCGGAAAUUCAACAAUUGGGUCAAAUCGGUCACGAUUGGGAAAUUUGCCUCGGUCGAGUCGAGUUUCAUGGCCCCUCUUUUAAGCUAUAACAACCAUCCUCAACAACAACAACAACAGUAUCCGCAUCAGCACCAUCCCCAUCCAAAAUCUAACGGAACCAAGAUCCUGGAAUUGGGUUGUGGCAAAGGCGGCGAUUUGGCUAAAUGGCAAAAUGCUGGCGUUAGAGAACUCUUUGGAUUCGAUAUCGCUCGAGUCUCGAUCGAACAGGCCCAAUCAAGAUAUCAAGAAAACUGCAGCCAGAGAUUCUAUGCAAAGUUCGUAGCUCUAGACUGUUUUUCUUUACCCAUCAGUUCAGUGUUAAGUCCAGAAGAGCUUAGGGAGCCAUUUCACGCGGUCUCCUUACAAUUUUGCAUGCAUUAUGCGUUCGAAAGCGAAGUCAAAGCUCGCACGAUGAUGGAAAACGUCACGAAAUAUUUGGUGACUGGUGGAGUGAUGAUCGGCACGAUCCCCGACCCAGAUCUGUUAAUCCAAGGAUGGGAAAGAUGUUCACGAGAAUCGAAUGUCGACAAGCCUAGCUUCGGAAACUCUGUCUACCAGAUCCGCUUUCCCUAUCCACUAUCGCCUCAACGGAGUGAACUGAACCAAGUCUACGGAAACAGAUACUCGUUUUAUUUGGAAGAUGCAGUGGAAGAUAUCCCAGAAUACUUGGUUCUUUGGGAACCCUUUGUUCGGUUGGCACAAGAGUAUGGACUCAAAUUGGUUUACAAGAAAGGUUUUCAUGAGCUUUUCCAGAUCGAGAGGGCCAAUCCUAGUUAUAAGAAUUUGCUAUACAAAAUGAGAGUGACCAACUCGGAGGGUAAUCUGGUGAUCCCUAAUGAUCAAUGGGAAGCAACCGGUAUUUAUUCUGCUUUUGCUUUUGUCAAAAUUUGAAAAGCAAUUCCAAUAGUCAAUUGUUAUCUAAAUAUGUGAAUUUCUUGUCAUAGCAAAAAAAAACCAGAGGAAGAAAGUUGAUAGAAGAAGAGACUCUCACGAAUGAUUGACGAUAUAUCCGUGUACAAUACAUAUUCAAAACAAAUUCUCUCCUAGCCUUCCAAUCUCAGCAUUUGUCAGAAUUUUUCUCUCUGGUUGGAUUAAAAGUUCAGCAAAUCAAGUCGUCCAGUGACACAUUGUUCAUUGAUAUCAGAUACAACAACUUUUGGUCAAUCCAUGACAUGUAAUACAUUUGUAAAACAACCAGAA